Messenger RNA from Nerophis lumbriciformis (worm pipefish), 1278 nucleotides. NCBI's taxonomy places the organism in Eukaryota, Metazoa, Chordata, Actinopteri, Syngnathiformes, Syngnathidae. The record is from RefSeq and is a predicted model, not a curated record.
AUGUCCAUAUUACCGUUCACGCCUCCCAUAGUGAAAAGGCUUCUCGGUUGGAAGAAGGGGGAGCAGAACGGCCAAGAGGAGAAAUGGUGCGAAAAAGCUGUGAAAAGUCUGGUGAAAAAGUUGAAGAAGACCGGACAGUUGGACGAGUUAGAAAAGGCCAUCACAACGCAGAAUGUCAACAGCAAAUGUUUAACGAUACCGAGAUCACUAGAUGGGAGACUCCAGGUCUCGCACAGAAAAGGUCUCCCUCACGUCAUUUACUGCCGCCUGUGGCGCUGGCCCGACCUGCAGUCGCACCAUGAGCUGCGGGCCAUCGACCAGUGCGAAUAUGCCUUCCACACAAAGAAAGAUGAAGUGUGUGUGAACCCCUAUCACUACCAGAGGGUGGAGACACCAAUUUUGCCGCCUGUUCUGGUUCCACGACAUACAGACAUCCCCGCUGAGUUCCCACCAUUGGAUGACUACAGUCCCUCCAUUCCAGAGAACACCAACUUCCCUGCUGGCAUUGAACCACAGAGUAAUUACAUACCAGAAACCCCCCCACCAGGGUAUCUGAGUGAGGAUGGCGAAACAAGUGAUCAACAACUUAAUCACAGCAUGGACACGGGUUCACCCAGCCUGUCACCCAAUCCUGUGUCACCCACAAACAAUAAUCUUGACCUACAACCUGUGACUUACUGCGAAUCGGCGUUCUGGUGCUCCAUCUCCUACUACGAGCUCAACCAGCGUGUAGGAGAGACUUUCCACGCCUCACAGCCCUCCCUCACAGUUGACGGCUUUACUGAUCCCUCCAACUCGGAGCGCUUCUGUCUGGGCCUUUUGUCAAAUGUUAAUCGCAAUUCUGCUGUGGAGAUCACACGCAGACAUAUAGGAAGGGGUGUAAGGUUGUACUACAUUGGUGGGGAAGUGUUUGCAGAGUGUCUCAGUGACAGCGCCAUCUUUGUCCAGAGUCCGAAUUGCAACCAGCGUUACGGCUGGCACCCUGCUACUGUCUGCAAGAUUCCUCCAGGUUGCAACUUGAAGAUCUUCAACAACCAGGAGUUUGCUGCUCUUCUUGCCCAGUCGGUCAACCAAGGAUUCGAGGCAGUAUACCAACUCACCAGGAUGUGCACCAUUCGCAUGAGUUUUGUCAAAGGAUGGGGUGCCGAGUACAGACGUCAGACAGUGACUAGCACCCCCUGCUGGAUAGAGCUACAUCUCAACGGUCCUUUGCAGUGGUUGGAUAAGGUUCUCACACAGAUGGGCUCCCCUAGCAUUCACUGCUCCAGUGUGUCUUAA